This is a messenger RNA of Prunus persica (peach), 849 nucleotides long. RefSeq lists its product as uncharacterized. Bases 1 to 849 code for a protein of 282 amino acids. Gene Ontology annotation, molecular function: nucleic acid binding; zinc ion binding. The record is from RefSeq and is a predicted model, not a curated record. Lineage: Eukaryota; Viridiplantae; Streptophyta; Magnoliopsida; Rosales; Rosaceae. The transcript has a single exon.
AUGAAACGCACUUGCAAGUUGAAAAAGCGUGAUCACAUACUUAUGCACUUUGAGCAGGCUGCGAAAUCUUAUUCCAUUGCUGAAUUUGAUUGUCAUUUUCGCAACAUCAAGCGAAAGGAACAUGUUGCUCAAUAUCUUGAAGAGGCAGGGUUACAUAAGUGGUCUAGAGCUCACAUGGAUGGACGCCGCUACAAUGUAAUGACAACAAAUAUUGUGGAGUCAAUCAACUCAGUCCUUAUGUUUGCAAGGAUGCUGCCAGUGGUUCAUUUGAUAGGGGAAAUUGUUAAUCUCCUUGUGAAAUGGUUCACCGAACGUCGUGAGUUGGCUUUGAAUUGCACAACAACAUUGUGCCCCAAUUUAGGAGAGAAGAAGUUGAGGAACAGGUUGGAGGAUACUGCAAGGAUGAAUGUGGUUAAAUUAAAUAAUGCACAGUUUAAUGUUUUGGACGGUGAUAAGGACGGCCUCGUAGAUUUGACGAACAACAGUUGUAGUUGUAGAAAGUUUCAGCUUGAGCAGCUACCUUGCAAGCAUGUAGUUGCAGUUUGCCGCUUCUUGAAAGUAAAUGUAUACUCAAAGGCUUCUCGGUAUUACACUCGGAAAACCUGGAUGGAUGUUUAUUCGGAUACCAUCUACCCGGUACAACGUCACGGAAUGUGGGAUAUUCCUGAAGAUGUUCGAAGUCGAGUUGUGCUGCCUCCCAUGGCAAGGGUCAUGUCAAGCAGACGAAAGAAGAUAAGAAUUCCCUCGCAAGGAGAGGGCACCAUUAGAAGAAAGUGCUCAAGGUGCGGUUCCGCAGGCCACAAUAAAAGCACCUGUAAAAACAAUAUUCCAUUGCGCAAUGUAUCUUAG